Molecule: messenger RNA, 1329 nt
Organism: Wyeomyia smithii (pitcher-plant mosquito)
Lineage: Eukaryota; Metazoa; Arthropoda; Insecta; Diptera; Culicidae
Product: ribosome biogenesis protein NOP53
Exons: 5
Coding region: 72-899 (275 amino acids)
Biological process (GO): rRNA processing; ribosomal large subunit assembly
Cellular component (GO): nucleolus
Molecular function (GO): 5S rRNA binding
Source: RefSeq, a predicted model, not a curated record
CACGUGGAGUGACAUCCUUGUUUUUUAACCAUAAACGUCAAAGAAGUAAGGUUCAAUAUUUUGAACACAAAAUGCGGCGUGUUUCGAAAAGAAGUAAAAGUUCGUGGCGAAAACAUAUUGAUAUGUUGAGUGAUCAAACAUUUACUGACGAACAAAAAGAGUCUAACCGCACUGGAAAUGUGACAAAAACGGAAUCAGAGUUACAUAUUAACGAUAAUAUAAUUUGUAGUAAAGUGAAUUUGAAGACCAUACGAAAAAAAGGUUUCAAAACCACGCCUAUAUUUUGUUCGUCUUUAAAUACUACUUACCAGAUGGCUGAUCCGGUUUCCAAACGUAACAUCGAAAAACGUGCAAAAAAAAAAUCGAAAUCUGAAGCGAUGGGAAAUAUAUUUGUUGAAACGGAUAGGACUGAUAUUUGGAACGAUCAGAUGCCACUUGGAAAUAAACUCGAAUGGCUAAACGACAAUGUUGUUCGUCAUAAUAGAAAGAAUACCGGAAUAUCAGUGGUGAAGUUACCUUCAGCAAAGAAGAAGUCUUUUGUGCCUAACGUUGAAAUACCAAUGCCCGGUGCAAGUUAUAAUCCAGCUUUUAAUGAUUAUGACAAACUAAAAACUUCAGUAAUUAACCAGGAAAAAGAAACAACUAAAAUUAAGGAACACUUUGAUCGAGUAGUCACAAGCAAGUUACUGAAGGUUCCCAAAGAAGACCGUGAUAUUAUCCUCUGGAAUGAAAUGUCUGAAGGCCUACUAGACAAUGAAGAACAUUUGGAUACAGUAGACAACGAGCUGGAUGGAGAAUAUGAGGCUAUCAAUCCUCCUGUUAAAAAUAAGAAAAAAGACCGGAAAGCCAGAAAUAAAAGCGGAAUGCUAUUAUUAAGCGCAACACUGAGGUUAACAUAAAACGGAACUAAAGAAAUGCAGUGAUAUCGAUAGAAUAACUAUAUUCAAAUCUGAACUCAACAACCGCGAAGUGAAGAUAUUGGAAAAACGAGAAAGACGGGUGCGUCGGCAAAGAGAGAAACAAUUGGAACCACCCCGUGUUUCUUAUCUAAAGUUUGUGGAAUCAGAAGCUGAUUUUGUCGAGCCUUCAGAACUUGCAGACACGCUGAGAACCGUUAUUUCAAACAAAAGUCUGAUUGCUGAUCGUUUCAAAAAUGUUCAGAAGCGAGCAUUAAUAGCACCGAAGAAACAUCGUGAUGGUAUACUGCGUAGUAACAAGGCUUAUAUGAAACGAUGGAAACGAUAUAUCAAAAAUGAUCACAAAGUUAAUAUUGAAGUAAAUGGAAACAAAAUAUGAAUAAAAAGCUAUAAGUCUUAAACGUGACAUCCA